AUGUUCGAAGCUAGUCUGCUCUACACGGCUGUAUUCUUACAUAAAUGCAGAGCCAAACAGCACAAUCAUCCAAGUGACAAUGGCGACGACAAGCGUGACAGCAAAGGAAAUGGAGAUAUGGGGCUUCCUCAACCAGUGGCAUCAAAUCACAACGAUUUUGCUUCUCUGAUUCUUCAGGCUGACGAGCAUAUUAAGCAACAACCAGAUAGUACCAAACAAUACGCCAAAUUAAUAAGCCCACCAGUCUCGUCAUCUGCAAUUGAAAACCCUGGGAAAGUGGCGUACUUGCACGAAAAAUCAUCUUUGGCAAUUCUCAUGCAAGAUUAUUAUGGCACGACCAACGCUGUACACUAUCCCUUGCCGCAGGACGCCGCUAAUCAAUACAUGGCUACGAAAAUGAAUGCGGAAGAGAUGGAUAUCCUUGAAAAGCGAGGUGCACUACAACUCCCACCUAGAGAUUUAUGUGAGGAAUUGAUUGACGCAUACUUUAAAUGGGUAGCUCCGGUUAUUCCAAUCAUUAAUAAAUCGUGGUUCAUGCAAAGAUGGCAUGACCUUGACAAUCCACCCCCCUUAUUAUUAAUGCAGGCAGUCUUGUUGGCUGGAUCUAGAGUUUGUACCACAUCCAUGCUACUAGAUGCCAGUGGUUCUCCCAUUCCCGCUGCGACACUAUUUUAUAAAAGAGCAAAAGCCCUAUAUGAUGCUGAUUAUGAGGAAGAUAGAGUUAUCGUAGUCCAGGCACUUAUUCAUUUAGGAUGGUAUUGGGAGGAGCCAGGCGUUGUUACAAAAAACGUUUUCUACUGGAAUGGACUCGCGACCACUAUUGCUCAAGGUUUUGGAAUGCAUCGUAGUCCAAGUGGUUCUCGUCUCAGUCCAGCUGAUAAAAGGCUUUGGAAAAGGAUAUGGUGGACCUUGUACAUCAGAGAUCAAUCAGUAGCAACCGCACUUGGACGCCCGGCACACAUCAAUAUGGAAGAUUCCGAUAUAGAAAUGAUUCGAGAAGAAGAUUUUGCCGAUGAUCACACUGAACCUGGAGUUGAAAUACGAGUGCAAUUCUUUCUUCAAUAUGUGAAAAUAUGCCAGAUCAUGGACGAGAUACUCUUUCAACAUUACUCUUUACGAUCCAAGAAGCAGGGCAACGACUCGGUCAUACUCCAAAAUUGUGAUCAAGCUCUGAAUGAGUGGCUUCAAAAUUGCCCAAGGCAGAUCCGAUGGAAUCCCUCCAGCAAUAAUAAUUUCUGGUCCUCUUAUCUGUGUUUGGUCUACCAUACUACAAGGUGUCUUUUGUAUCGAGCAUAUUUGCCAUCCGUUAAAUCUUCAUCGGAACUCCGGGAGAAGCUCGAUGUUUCACAACACGCUGCUUUUCAAUCUGCAAGAGCAAUGACUUCAAUCGUAGAACAUAUGAUUUCACGGAACGAACUGAGGCAUGCUCCUCCAUUCUUAAUAUAUUCUUUACUGUCGGCCUUGAUCAUGCACAUCUAUGAGCUACAGAUUCAUUCGUCAUUCGAAAUAACCGAAGCGCGUAAAAGAGUUUCCAUCUGCAUGUCUGCUCUGGAGAAACUUUCUGAUAUAUGGCUAGUCGCUAAAAUGGUUCAAGGUCUUUUCGAAAGCAUUCUGAAGGCGGCAGGAUUCGAAAAUUAUAAAGUGCCCGUUGGCUUCGUUGGAAAUCCUUUACAUGGAUCGAAAUCAAUUGGAGAAUCCAAAGAAAACAGUCUUCCACUUACGCAUUCCUUGCUUGCACACCAAAAAGCAACUCUGGGUUUUAUAUCAGGUACGGGCAUAGGUAGUCCUAAAAAAGGUCAAAAGUCAGGUAGUAAUAACGACGGUAUCUCCUGUACUAAUGUGCCACCCGCGCCACAAGCCAAACAUCAGCCCGCUCCAUCAAUGCACCAUGAAAACGAAUUUUACAUCCCUGAUGCUAUAUGCCCUACUGGUACAAUACCGAAUUCAGUACAUCAAACUGUUCAAUACCAGGAUCCUACCUUUUCAGGGGACAUGAAUUACAUACUAAAUGAGCCGAUGACCACGUGGAUACAACCGGAUUUCCAACAAAUGAUUCCUAAUACUCUUGACGUCGCAGACUGGUUCGAAUAUUUUGGCAUGCGAUAA
Messenger RNA from Sclerotinia sclerotiorum 1980 UF-70, 2106 nucleotides. RefSeq lists its product as hypothetical. The coding region runs from base 1 to 2106 and encodes 701 amino acids. Gene Ontology annotation, biological process: DNA-templated transcription. Lineage: Eukaryota; Fungi; Ascomycota; Leotiomycetes; Helotiales; Sclerotiniaceae. The transcript is spliced from 4 exons. The record is from RefSeq and is a predicted model, not a curated record. Gene Ontology annotation, molecular function: zinc ion binding; DNA binding.